Molecule: messenger RNA, 3875 nt
Organism: Cryptotermes secundus
Lineage: Eukaryota; Metazoa; Arthropoda; Insecta; Blattodea; Kalotermitidae
Product: proline-, glutamic acid- and leucine-rich protein 1
Exons: 13
Coding region: 257-3139 (960 amino acids)
Biological process (GO): rRNA processing
Cellular component (GO): nucleus
Source: RefSeq, a predicted model, not a curated record
UAAUGUGUUUAUUAUUGUAUAUGUCCUUACGUUAUGCAGAACUAUGUAAUAAAUUCAAGAAGUGUUUGAAAUAUUCAGAUUAUACGUUUAUUUGUUUCAGAAUUUAACGGAGAGUUUAUAUCAUGUUUGGGUUAAUAACGUUUACCGCUCUGUAGCCAAAUUUUCGGCGUUAUCAUUUUCUACUGUAUAUUUGAACACGUGUUUGUUCCGCGUAGGUUAUAGUAGUAAUAUAAGAGGGUGUUCUGUGGUGUAAAGUAUGGAUGGUAUGUUGAGUUUGUUUGAAACAGUUGCUCACUCCAACUGUGAUGAGGUACUUAUGCAGACAUUUUUGAAAACAUGCACAGAACAUCAGGCAUUUGUAAAUAAGGCUCCUGUCAUCUUACAGUCAGUAGUUGCAAAUAUCAAUGGCAAAUUAAAUUCCACAGCUACCAGGUAUGAUGGCCUGCUUUUGCUAAAAACAUUCUUGCCACAAUGUCCAGUAGAAAUAUUUGGAAAGAAUGUGAUUUCCUGGAUGCAGCAAUGCAUAAAAAGUGUAGAUGGAAAACAAAAUAAACAUGCAUUGGCCAGUACUUCAUAUCAAGUUCUUAAAACUCUGUUGCAAAUGUCACAGCAAAUGCCAGAACUGAAGAGAACUGUGAGUGGAUUUGUGGUGCCAAAGAUAAUUGAUACUUUCCAACGGAUUGCUCCUGUAGAGGUGUCAUUGUCAAUGCUUGAAUGUUUAGGAGUGCUGAUGUAUAAUUAUGGUCCAUCAUGUGGACAGCAUAAGAAUAUGCUGGAGAAGUGUGUGCUGCAGUAUGUAGAUAGUAGUGAUGUUAAUGUAAUUAAGAGAGUUGCUCACUGUGUGGCAUUCCUUCCUCUCCUUGGUGGUGGUGGUUCGCUGGGAGCCAAUCAUGUGUCACAAUGGAAGGAAGAACAUCAGAAAGUGUGUGCAACACUUCAUUAUAUUCUGGAUGAGCUGUUUGAUGGUGUCAGAGAAAUACAGAACUCCCACAGCUCUGUGACAUCAGAUCGGAUGUUGUCUCUUCCACCCACCUCAGCGACUGUACCACUGCCAAGAGUUUAUCAGCUGAUGAAUAGAUUUAUGAAUGUUUCAAAAUUCCUGCAAGCAAUGCUUCUCUCAGAAUUUCCUGUGGAAAAGACAGUACUACCAGGUGAAAUAUUAGGGAUCGUUUGCCGUGGACUUGCAGUCACUAGCCAUACAAUGGGAAAGAAAGUGUCAGCUGAUCUGCUUAUGGUUGGUGCCAUGUUGCCACAGAUUCAUAUUGCACUGCUGAAGGUGCUGGAUUCAUUGACUACAUGCUGUGGAAACAACUUGCUGCCAUAUGCUCCCAUUAUCUGCAAGUUGGUGCUCCAGACUCUGAAGUGGACUUCUGCUGAGAAGUGGCCAUAUGGUAUUGAAAAGCCAUAUGGACAGUUACGUGUGGCAGCUUGCAACACAUUGAUGCUGUGGCUUCAAACUUCAAACUGUGGUAGUUGUGUGGAACUCAUAUCUGAACAGCUAGUCUCAGGCUUGCUGCAGGAUAUCUGGUUUGAAAAAGAAGCAGUGGCUCUUAGUGUUCAAUACAUCUCCAGUAAGAAAGAACAGAAACAUAAGAGGAAUACAUCAGAACAACAGCAAGGUGUAGAGACCUCCAGAAAGUACAUUCCAGAUCAAAAAUCUAAUAGCAGGACAUGUAGAGCGGCAUUGCAAGUUCUACAGUGGAUGCUUCAUUCUGCAGCUGUGUUCAUCAAACCCACUACCCACAGGCUUUUACAAGAAAAAACAGUAGGACUUUUAUUUGACAUCCAGAGAGCUAGUGGUGCCAGUGACCGUCCAUUCCCAUAUGCUGACACUGCAUGCCGCCUUGAACUCUAUCGUUUGUUGCACACACUUGUCUUAGAGCCACAUACAACUUGGCCACCUCCUACACAGUUUGCUUUACACAUGCUGUCUGCAGGACGCAGUGAUCCAAAUCUAGAAGUGUCCAGCUUUUGUACAUCUGCAUUGAUUGCAGCUGAGAAAUUAGUGCAUCCUGCAAGUGGUACAUUGCAUUUCCCUGUCUCUUUAGAGGAAAUGCUUGAAUCAACCAAAGGGUAUAAACGAGAAUACCUCACAAAAGCAAAGGAAUCGAGCAGCUUUUUGGAGGCUUCUGAAGAGGAAGAGGCAAAUAAAGGUGUUCAUAGCAGAGGAGGAUCAAAUGAGUCAGAACAAGGCACAAGUAAUAUUAAUAAUGCACCCAGUUCCUCUGAAGAAGUGGUUAUUGUAUAUGAGGACAGAAUGGAUGUAGAAGAUGAUGGUGGUGAAACAUCUGAAUCUGAAGACCAAGACAUUUCAGAAAAUGAUGUAUCACUAGACUCUGAAGAAUCGGACAGCAGUGUGAAAAAUAAUCAGUCAUAUGGGUUAUCAAAAAUAUUAAGUAAAACACAUGAUCAAGAGAUUACUUUGGUAAAUAUCAGUGAAUCUGAUGAGGAAUUUCAGCAUAAAGAAGAAAGGUCAGCCUCUUCCCUAGUCAUCAGAGAUAAAAGUUGUAGCUGUAGUAGUGUUGAGGUUUGUGAAAGGGAUGUGAGUGAAACUUACAAGAGCAACACAGACAGUAAAAUCCCUUGUACAUCACCUGUGUCUUGUAAUAGAGAGCAAUCAGUUAUAAGUUCUGCAGAUUCUAGAGAGAAAGUGGCUACUUCCAGAGAUGUAGGUAAUAAAAAUAAAUCAAUUUCUUAUCAGCAACAGAAAAAAAGUAACAUAAGCAGUGCAAGUGCAAAUAACAGAUAUGAGAAUAUCAUCCAAGCUUCUACGGGGAAAGGAAGCAAAGAUAUUGCUACAAACAUUAAAACUAGUGCUGUCAAUAAAACUCAUUCAGUAACAGAAAACAAAGAAGAGAGGCAAGGUGAUGGCCAAGUCCUACAUGUAUGCUGGAAAGAUGAUAAUGAACCAAGUCCAAAAAAGAUAAAGCUAGAUACACCAGAGUCAGUGAAAAAGUAUUACAAGUUGGAUACUGAAACUCUGGAGACAAGUUCACAAAGUGUAGUUAAGGACAGUACAGCAGUACCUAUAACAGGGAAUGGUAGGCAGGAGCAACCAGUAAAUGGAGUAUCCCAGGACCCAAAAGAUAUUACAGAAGAGGAAAUGCUUCAGGCAUUUGUUGAUGUGCUCUCUGAGUAACAAUAUUCAACAUGGCAUACAGUAGGAGUGGGCUUGUGAGAUCACCCUGCUGUUUGUGCUUGUCCUUUUGUUGUACUUUGGAACCAGCUGACUGCUCUGCAUGAAAUAUGAUAUGGUUAUGCCAUUGUAGAUUGCCCUAGGCUCUUACAUUUUAAUUUCAUCCACUCUGUUUUAACAGCAUGGUGGACACGUGAACUUGUGAGUUACAAGUGACUGCAGUACCACUUAAUCUAGAGCCUUGAAGUUAUGUACAGUAAGAAAGCUUUGGAAAAUAUCAAACUCUUAUUAGUAGGAUGUAAAACAACAGAAUGAUGUCUACAUGAACUAUAUGUUUACCUUUUUCUAGAUAAUGUGGGACCCUCAGCGUCUCACAACCCUAUGGGCCUUCAUGGCCCGUUACAGGGAUAACUUUACUUACUUACUUUUUUACAUUUUUGUUUGAUGGUAAUGGCUGAUGAACAUUGGAUCUGUAAUAUGAAAUUCGUUAUGGAGAUGGAUCAUAAACAAACAUGCCUAUGAAUUCUGUAUAAAAUAUUGUUUAUAAGUCAACAAUUGUAGAACAGACAUUCAAAGUCUGAUAUUUAUUUUGUAUAUUAAGAUACAAGGAAAUAAUUUGUCUUUUGAAAUGCUCAAGAUAUUAACUGAAAUAAAACAAUGAAAUGUACAACCUAUGGAGAUCUUACACAGGUAUAUAUUGCAGCUGCAUACGGCUUAAAUAAAAAGACUAUGACAACAA